CACCCCGAAAUUGGCAAACGUCAACUGCUCAUAUCCCCACGUGCCUUGUCAGCUACAACUUAGCCUAUAAAUUAGUAGCCUGGUCUGGUCUCUCGUGACCAACUUGCUCAAUCUUGUCCUCGUCAGGCGAUCUGAGAGAGAGAGAGAGAGAGAGAGAGAGAGAGAGAGAGAGAAGAUGUCCUUUAGAGGGAGCUUGUGCUUCUGGUUGCUGCUGCUGCUGCUGCUGCAAGAUUCUCCGACGCUUUGUUGGGGACGGCGCACCGUUUCGCUUGACAUUGCAUCAGAGUAUGAAGAUGAAUGGGUGGUGGAAGGAAGAUCUUUGAAAGUGACAGUGAACGACUAUGGUGGUCCAUCAGCAAACCGUGGCCAUGACCCUCCGACUCCACCUAAGAAGGUCGGCAACAACGGCAAUCGUGGUGGCGGCAGGAGAGGCUGAUAAUGGCCGAACUCUUUCUUUCUUAUUGACUGGUGGAACUUGUAUAACCUUACCCAUCGGUUACCGCACAUACUUGAAUCUUCCUUCUCCUGGGGGGUGAAAAAGUUGAUGCAGUGACUUGUUUGAAAUGUUGUCUUUAUGAUUGCAUUGUUGCAACAGUAUGCUCUGCAAGUGCUUAACAUCACUCAUCCCACACCACGCCCGACACAUUCAAUUUUGCGAGU
Rhodamnia argentea is the source of this 660-nucleotide messenger RNA. RefSeq lists its product as uncharacterized. The transcript is spliced from 2 exons. The record is from RefSeq and is a predicted model, not a curated record. NCBI's taxonomy places the organism in Eukaryota, Viridiplantae, Streptophyta, Magnoliopsida, Myrtales, Myrtaceae. The coding region runs from base 176 to 436 and encodes 86 amino acids.